Molecule: messenger RNA, 1768 nt
Organism: Phialemonium atrogriseum
Lineage: Eukaryota; Fungi; Ascomycota; Sordariomycetes; Cephalothecales; Cephalothecaceae
Product: RNA-binding protein 42
Exons: 1
Coding region: 182-1399 (405 amino acids)
Molecular function (GO): mRNA binding
Source: RefSeq, a predicted model, not a curated record
UGUUGAUCCCCGACUGCCAACUUCCCGACGCCACUGACCAGGCAACAUCCCCACGUCAACGAGUCCUACCUCCCCGUCUUUGUUGAGGUUCUCAAGAAGGAACUUAAAAUUUGCCGGUGGGACUCACAGGUACGUGAUAAAUAACAGAGAACCACUCUUCUGCGAGCGCAACCAGUUCAUCAUGUCGUACCCCGGUCCUCCAGGUGUAUCCAGCAACUCGUCGCACCCUUCGCUGCCACCACGACCACCAGCCCCAGCCAAGCAGCCAUCGGGCUUCAAGCCAGCAUUUCCACAGGCGACGAACUCAUCAUCCCCAUCCUACCCAUCCUAUGCUCCCAGCCCAGCUCCCAGUUAUCCGACAGCCACCUCGUACUCGAAUGGCCCCAGCUACGGUGCUGCCCCUCCACGCCAAUAUGUCGCCCAACCCACCACGGCACCCUACCCCUCCUACUCGCAACCUCCCACCAUAGGUGGAGGCCCUACCACCUACCAGCAGUCAUCCUCAUACAACUACCCCCAACGAAACUAUCCACAACAACAGGCCUACUUCGGCGGCGCCAGCAGCGCGAGCUACUCAACUCCGCCUCAGAUUCGCAACCCCUUCCCCGCACCCGACCCAUCCGGCGGCGGCGGCGGCGGCGGCGACCACGACGCCGAGAUGGCUGCCCAGAUAGCCCAGUGGCAGAGCGCGUACAUGCCAAAAGAAGCGGUCGACCCUACCGGCAAGCACCCCGGCGGCGGCCGGUUCGGCGGCGGGGCUAACGCGGGCGCGUCGGCGGUGACGGGAGCAGCCGGGGCGGCGGCGGCGACAGCGGCGGCGGACGCUGCAAAGGCGACGGAUGCGGCGGACCCCGGCGCAGCGGCCGCGGCGGGAGACGGGAAGAAGAAGACGGUGUACCGCGAGGGCGGCGGCAAGAAGUGGAUGGACGACACGCUGCUCGAGUGGGAUCCCAACCACCUGCGGCUCUUCGUGGGCAACCUGGCCGGCGAGGUGACGGACGAGUCACUGCUCAAGGCCUUCUCGCGGUGGACCAGCGUGCAGAAAGCCAAGGUGGUGCGGGACAAGCGCACGACCAAGAGCAAGGGCUACGGGUUCGUGAGCUUCUCGGACCCGGACGACUUCUUCCAGGCGGCCAAGGAGAUGAACGGCAAGUACAUCCAGAGCCACCCCGUGGUCGUGCACAAGGCCAAGACCGAGAUCAAGCCCCAGAUCACCAAGGACGACCGUCGCGGCCGGGGCAAGAACAACAAGAAGGGCCGCGGCAACAAGAGCGGCAGCGGCUCGGGCAGGGGCGACGGUGCCGCCCCCGGAUACGAGCCGCACCUUGGCCCGGCCGCUGGCUCCGGCAUUACGAAGCCCGGCCAGAAGACGAGGGGCGGCCUCAAGCUCCUGGGUUAGCCCAGUCUUGCUCGGCUAUCUGGGAGCGGAGCGCACUUUGAUUUCCAUCGCCUUACCUGGUGGGGACAGGAAGAAAGCUAUGAUCUCAUCGGGCGUGGAUAUUGAGUCGAUCAAGACGGUAUUCAGCAGGCGAGGCACGGGAAAGUGCUCAGAGAAACCUAGAGAACGUGCAUUGGAGGCAACUGGUACUUGACAUUUGCUCUCGGCGUUGGGGGUAGGAACAUACCCAGGAUUAAUGGCUACUUGACGGCAGCAGCAGUUGUAUCGCACUUAGCUAACCGUCUGCGUAUAGAGUCAAGAACAGAAAUUCAUGAAUAAUUCUUCACAAUCCCCAUUUGUAGGAUUUCUACGCUUCCUCGUUCUUCUGAC